Molecule: messenger RNA, 2313 nt
Organism: Malaya genurostris
Lineage: Eukaryota; Metazoa; Arthropoda; Insecta; Diptera; Culicidae
Exons: 3
Coding region: 174-1673 (499 amino acids)
Biological process (GO): positive regulation of protein ubiquitination; SCF-dependent proteasomal ubiquitin-dependent protein catabolic process
Cellular component (GO): SCF ubiquitin ligase complex
Molecular function (GO): protein binding
Source: RefSeq, a predicted model, not a curated record
UUGACAGUUCGUAGGACUGUUGAUGUUUGUUUCAAAUUAUAAAUAAAUAAUUUCAUUAUGAACACCUAUUUAUCAGUUUUUGUAUGAAACAUUAAAUUACAUAUAUUGAAUAAAGCAUUCAUUGCUGUUGUUCUUUCGACUGAGUGCCUGUUAUUGGUUCACAGAACACCAAAAUGAGUGAUAUUUCCAUUCUACCUCCAGAGAUUCUACUUAAUAUUUUCGAGUUUCUUGGACACAAAGAACGUUUGGCAGCUGCCUGUGUAUGUAAACAGUGGUAUGACUUGGCAUUUAGCCCGAAAUUUUGCAGACAAUUGGGUCUUCAGCUGAACACGUCCAGCAAAUUUACUGCCCUCAAGGAUAGCAUUUUCUGGAAGCGCUGUCGAAAACUAUCAGUACGUUGUGACGAAAUCGAUACUGAAAGUAAGCAGGUACUGUUGCAACUCUUACUGGACGCACCAUUAGAAUUGUUUCACAUUCAUGGAAAUACCACCGUUGUGAAGGAAUUACUUUGCAAUGAUAUGCAGCACAUGACACAUCUAAAUCUGUAUCUGGUACACAAUGUAUCAUCUGAGAACCUAACGAAGUUCGAUAUAAAUUUUGAAAGUGUAAAAUACUUGAACUUGCGCGCACCUUCUGGGCGUUUUAUUACAUUCAACAUCAAUUGUCCCAAUUUAAUUGCUCUCAAUAUGGUCGUAGUUAACCAUGACUGUAUUUCCGUUAUUACUAAUCUACGAAUGCAGUUGCAAGUACUGGAAAAUUCAGCUCCGUCCAGUCGGUUCCUUGGAAAAUUAGCCGAGGAACCCUUUGUGAACUUGACUACGUUGAGUCUUUGGGUAACUCCACAUGGUAACGAUAUUGAACAGAUGCUUGAGAAAGUUCCGCGGUUAGAAGAUCUUUGUCUCAAUGUUGGCUACACUGAUACAUGUGUUGGUGCGUGUUUUGGUAUAUUAAAACAUUUGAAACGAUUAACCUUGGUUGGAAUAACUAUCAAUGUGGCAGAUUUUUUUGGAACACUUAAUAAACUCAAAAAUCUCCAAGUACUAUCGCUAGAAAGAUGCAACUUCCACACUGAGCCAAACAACGACGAUACAUUGAUUGCGUCGGAAAGCGUGACUAGCUUUAGAUUGAGUAACGAAAGUGAUAAUUACAUUAUGCCGUGCUUUCCUAAUCUUGAGGACUUAGCAUUCCUAUACAGUUGCCAGCCAGCUGUUGAUGUUCUUGCGAUAAUUUGCCAGCAGUAUCCAAAAUUGAAAAAGCUGAAUUUCGGAGGAAAUCCUGGUCUAAUCAGCAUGUUUCAUACGGGGACAUCCAUAAUCCACCUUAAGAAGCUUCAGCAUCUGAAAAACAUUCAGUUCAGUCGAAUGUCACUAGAAAACUACGACUGGAUAUCGUGCAAUGGUUUGAAAAUCCCGAAGCUUAGGCUGGUUGGUUGCAUGAUCGAUGGAACGGGAGCACUUCAAGUCGUACAAACAUUUACCGAACUCCGGGAGUUCUUCAUCGACAACAGUUAUCUUCGGCAACCAUCUGAGGUAUUCGAUAUUGAUGAAGAUUGCACUAGAGGAUUGCGUUCGUAUUUGCCUCACUGUCGAAUGUCCUACUUUGAUUGUCAUAUCGAGGUGCCUUACGAUAUGUGUGGAGGACGAAAACGUUCGUUGCAAAGAUUAAUUCGAUAAUGUGUAAAUAUGUUAAAUUAUUUAUAGAACUUUUAAAUAGUAGAAGUACUCAGCAUAGAAACAACUAAUAUCGAUUAAAAAAAGUGCUCAGUACAGAAGCAUCCUUUUACAAUUUACUGUUUUUUAGGCCGAUUGGCGGAAGGGAGGCGUUCGUCCUAAGUCUCAUUUUACUGUAAUGGUGCACAUCCGGUCUUCGGAACGCGACCAAACGAAUUGUAGAUUUUCAGGACACUCAACAUUGAUCCGCCACUCUCCAAUCUCUGCACUUCUAGUUAAAGUUGUCUCUUCCACAGUUCUACGAUCAACAGUAAUAAUGUUACAAUAAUUCGCAAAAUUAAAAAGCGUGUGAGACUUAUGAAGGGUUCGGAUCUUCGAAUUCGCACUGUUAAACAACAAAUUAGAAAGCACAUUACCCUGAUUCAAUCCAUCUGACGUAACGAAUACAGCUGUUCUGAGACUUGAUUUCGAUCCAUCGUUCGUCACACGAAACUAGUCUAAUCAACUUUGUCGGAAAUCCAUGCUCUAGUAUUAUUUGCCACAACUCGUUCGUUUAUGGACCUACUGUGAUGAGUGAUAAUGGAGUAGUGAUAUCACAAAUGGAUCAACAAAUUUCAUACCAAAUCAACUUGUAUACUAUUCC